This is a messenger RNA of Fraxinus pennsylvanica, 435 nucleotides long. NCBI's taxonomy places the organism in Eukaryota, Viridiplantae, Streptophyta, Magnoliopsida, Lamiales, Oleaceae. The record is from the annotation of a GenBank genome assembly.
AUGCUUCCCGUGGAGGUAACAUGGGCCGCACUAUGCAGCUUUUCGACCGCACCGCGAACCAACCCACGACUUUUUGUACAGAUUCAAGAAGUAAAGGUUGCAGACUCCAUGGCUUCCUUCAAAGCAUUUUUAAACAGUCCAGUUGGUCCCAAAACGACUCAUUUUUGGGGUCCCGUUGCUAACUGGGGAUUUGUUAUUGCUGGGCUUGUGGACAUGCAAAAACCUCCAGAAAUGAUAUCUGGCAACAUGACUGGAGCAAUGUGUAUAUAUUCCGGGCUGUUCAUGAGGUUUGCAUGGAUGGUACAGCCUCGCAACUAUUUACUUCUUGCUUGCCAUGCUUCAAAUGAGUCGGUGCAACUUUAUCAACUUUCACGUUGGGCCAAGGGUCAAGGGUACUUGGGGGGAGAGAAGAAGGGUGAGGCCUCGUCUCAAUGA